AUAUAGAUCAUAAAUUCCUCCAAGUUUUUCAUCUCAAACAAACAAUUUCAUUUUAUUACAUUCAAAAUGGAAACAAAAAGCUCAUACAUUUUCACCUUAAACGCGGUCCUCGUGACCGUUCUUCUCUCUCUUCCCGUUGCCCGCUCGGGCGGCGGGUCGGAGCCGAUUCCGGCGGACGCCUCCCAAAUAAACAGCUGGUUCAACAAGAACGUCGGGGAUGCGGCUUCCCGGAAAGCCACCUUAGCGCCGGAGCUUGCGGCUGCGGAGGCCAAUCCGAAGGUGAUCAAGGUGAGGGCCGACGGGAGCGGCGACUUCAAGACGAUAAACGACGCGGUCAAGAGCAUCCCCGACGGGAACAAGAACCGCGUGAUCGUGUCGAUCGGCCCCGGGAAGUAUAAGGAGAAAGUGACGGUCGGGGCGAACAAGCCGUUCGUCACGCUCCGCGGCGACGCGGGCAACAUGCCCACGAUCGUGUACGACGACACCGCGAAGAAGAGCAAAGGGGUCGUGUACAGCGCCACCCUGUCCGCCGAAUCCGAUUACUUCAGCGCCGUUAACCUAAAAGUCGUGAAUACUGCGCCGAGGCCGGACGGGAAAAUGGUCGACGCGCAAGCGGUGGCGUUAAAAAUAAUCGGGAAAUACGCAUCGAUCUACAACUGCAAACUGUACGGAUUUCAGGAUACCCUAUUUGAUGACAAGGGCAAACAUUUCUACAAGGAUUGCUAUAUUGAAGGAACCUACGAUUUCAUAUGGGGCAGCGCCGCAUCCAUUUAUCUGAACACGGAGCUGCACAUUAUUUCGGGGGAUCCUCUGGCUGUGAUCGCCGCGAAUGCGCGGUCGGCAUCGGCGGAGCCCAACGGUUACGUUUUCGCGCACUGCAAAGUCACGGGCACCGGAGCAAUGGGGUACCUAGGGCGGUCAUGGUACCCUUACGCUAGGGUUGUGUACGCCUUUUCUGAUUUGGGCGAUGCUGUCAAUCCCGACGGGUGGUACACCGGCACCGGCAAAGAUAACAAGACUGUGUAUUUUGGAGAAUAUAACAACAAAGGGUCGGCUGGGAAAUUCGAUAAGCGGGCGUCGUUUGCUAAGAAGUUGUCCGACGCAGAAGUUAAGCCGUUCAUAAGCCUCGAUUUUAUACAGGGUUCUACUUGGCUGCUCCCCCCUAGUUAAUUAAUUCAUUUUUUGGAUUAAUUACAAAAACACAGUUAUUAUUAAUACGUUUUGUUAUAUUUGUUGUAAACACAUUUGUGAACUGCCAUUUAUGUAGAACUGUACUAAGCAAAAUAUAUAUAGACUACAUAUAUCAGAUUAGUUAGGAAUAAGAUACGAUAUAAAACCCUACUUCCGCGUGUAUUAAGUUCUUCUUUAUCAAUAAACUGAGUUUUCUUCUCUCUGUAUCAAUGUCAAGUUCAUGAGUUAUAGUACAAAGUUAUCAAUUAG
Erythranthe guttata (spotted monkey flower) is the source of this 1440-nucleotide messenger RNA. RefSeq names its product pectinesterase 2. NCBI's taxonomy places the organism in Eukaryota, Viridiplantae, Streptophyta, Magnoliopsida, Lamiales, Phrymaceae. Gene Ontology annotation, biological process: cell wall modification; pectin catabolic process. The record is from RefSeq and is a predicted model, not a curated record. Gene Ontology annotation, molecular function: pectinesterase activity.